CCGUGCAGAAACUGUGGGACCCGACCACACGGUGAAUACGCUGGUGGUCUCCACAGAGGUACCGGGCCGUCUGUAACGUGCCCUUUGGUAUGACUAUUUAAAAGCUCACUUUAAAUUACAAAGAAUUAAACAUCUACAGAGCAGCUCACGUAGCCUCAAAUUCUGCAGAAAUUUGGAAACCAGCACUCUCGGUUGUAAAUUCCUCCUCCAAGAGAAGCCCCUGUUGUACCUAAGGUAGGUGAGGAGGAAAGUGGGGCAGGCCUGGGAGCCGGGGGAGUUGGCAGGAAUUGGAGAAGCGAGCUGAGGAACAGUCCACAACCCCACACAGUGUUGCACCUGCCAACAGCAAGGGACCCAGAGUCCACCUGGUCCAGGCCCCCGCCUUUGGGUGUCUGGAUGGCCCCAUCUUUCAGCUCUGCCCCUCUUUCCUUUGCAGACAAGAUGCAGCGACUGUGUGUGUACGUGCUGAUCUUUGCGCUGGCUCUGGCCACCCCCUCUGAAGCUUCUUGGAGGCCCCGCUCCCAGCUGCAGGAGGCUCCCUCGGAUCCAGGGGCAAAUAGGGGCCUGGAGCCACGCUGGGUGGACCGGCUGGGUGCAGCCUCUCACCAGCGAAGGCAGCUAGGGCUCCAGGGUCCCCCACAGCUGGUGGCAGACCUGUCCAAGAAGCAGGGACCGUGGGUGGAGGAAGAAGAAGCAGCUUACGGAUGGAUGGACUUCGGCCGCCGCAGUGCUGAGGAAGGGGACCAGCGUCCCUAGAACGGAGCUUCAGAGCCCAGCCGUCUCCCAGCCCAGCCCAGCCCCAUGAAAAACCACUCAAAAUAAAUUAGCUUCCAAUGGAUCACAUUGUGUCAAGUGUGGGGCAGGAGAGGGGAGUUAGUGGGGACAGGGCUGAGGCAGUGGGGAGAACUGAGCACUCUCCUGGGGGCAGGGACCAUGACUCAUUCUUCUGGGUGUCCCCAGAGCCUAACACUGACCCCGAAUCUACUAGUGCAGGUGGCAAAUGGUGGUGGGGUCACAAGCAGAGUCGGCUUUCUAAAAGAUAAAUCAAACGGUGCCACUCCAGGUUUUAACCCUCCAAUACUUCCUGUCACACUUAGAAUAAGACCUAAACUCCUUGCCAAAGCCCUAAACUAGCCCUGCUGUCCUCAGGGCAGGUGCCAUGUUCCUUCCUCCUCUCUCCCUUUUCCCUUACACAAAUGCACCUGCGCUUGGUCCUGCUCAGAACAUUUGUCCUCGCCAUUCCCUGUGCCCCGAAGGCUUUUCCCAGGCACAAACAUGGCUGGCUCCCCUUUUUCUCCCUGGGGCCCUGGCUGAAAUGCCUCUUCCUGAGAGACCCACCUGCUCUUCUCCUUCUGCUUCAUACACAGCACCCGGUUCUCUCUAACGGCCCCAGAGUCUCUGACGUUGCUCUCUAGAGCACAUUUCACACCCUGUCAUUGUCUCGUUAGCUACUUUACUGUCCGCCUCCCCGGUUAGAAGGGCAACUCUGUAAGAGUGGGGACCACACGUCCCUCUUCCCUGCUGUAUCCCUGGUUCCAAGAACAGGAGGUAUCCAAUAAAAUAUUCGUCAGAUGGCCGGGUGAGUGGCCAGCACGGGCACUGUUGAUGCUUCACCCAUAUUCCCUCCUAGUUCUCUGCCUGUCAGCAGCAUCCUUCCACAAGCACAUGCCACUGUUCCUCCGAGGGCCUUCCUAGUGCAAGACAGGCUUCAGAUGCUGCAGAGUUAGCACCUCCAGAAGCAGCUAUGAGUCAGUGACAGAUGAGAGCGGGAGAAUCAAUACCCCAGCUCCCUCACCCCUCGGGCGGGGUGACUCGGACAUGUAUUCAGCUCUGUCUCCCAGAAUUCCCCCGCAGGACUGAGCCCCACUUACCCACAGCAGGUACCUGCUCGAGGACAUCCUUUGUUG
Molecule: messenger RNA, 1907 nt
Organism: Mirounga angustirostris (Northern elephant seal)
Lineage: Eukaryota; Metazoa; Chordata; Mammalia; Carnivora; Phocidae
Gene: GAST
Product: gastrin
Exons: 2
Coding region: 397-756 (119 amino acids)
Biological process (GO): response to food; G protein-coupled receptor signaling pathway
Cellular component (GO): extracellular region
Molecular function (GO): hormone activity
Source: RefSeq, a predicted model, not a curated record